Aphis gossypii (cotton aphid) is the source of this 4073-nucleotide messenger RNA. RefSeq lists its product as uncharacterized. NCBI's taxonomy places the organism in Eukaryota, Metazoa, Arthropoda, Insecta, Hemiptera, Aphididae. Gene Ontology annotation, molecular function: oxidoreductase activity, acting on CH-OH group of donors; flavin adenine dinucleotide binding. Bases 16 to 3135 code for a protein of 1039 amino acids. The transcript is spliced from 3 exons. The record is from RefSeq and is a predicted model, not a curated record.
GUAGAUCGGUCAAAAAUGUUAUCAUUUGAUCCAAAAUUAUUUACUUCUGUCAAGAAUUUAUCAUUGGAAGAAAAAAUGUCCUUAAUUCGUAAACCUUUUCAGCCAGAGAAGCAUGAACUUCCUGGUGGCAAUUUUCCUCAAGAACACGGACAUCGUUUUAACAGUGAUCAAUAUUAUAAAUCUUUGCCAAAUGGUGGUCGUCUUUGGAGAGAUUGGUUAAGCUAUUCUCUGAGUAGCAAACGAUUUUAUUGUUUACACUGUAUUUUCUUUGGUAAAAAUGCUCAAAAAUCUUGGACCUAUGAUGGAUUUCAUGCAUGGCAACGUCUUACAGAUAUAGGUGGACAUGAAAAAACAGAAGUUCAUAUCAAUGCUUCAAUCGUUGUAAAAAUGAAAUAUUCAUCGAUGGCUAUUCUUCCACAAAUGUAUGCACAUAAAAGAAAUCAAAUAGCAGAAAAUCGUGAAAUAAUUCAUAUUUUAAUUGAUAUAACUCUGUUUCUUGGACAACAUUCCUUACCGUUUAGAGGUCAUCGAGAAGGCUGGUCUGAGCAAAUAAAAGGCAAUUUUAAAGACUUAGUAAAACUUGUUUGUAAAUUUUCUCCUAGCUUGGCUGUAUAUAUAGAACGUCUUCAAAUACAGGGAAGAAAUCAAAUAAGUUUUAUUUCAUGGCAGAGACAAAAUCAAUUAAUAAGUUCUGUUUCAAAAUGUAUAAAAGAAUCUAUAAAAAAAGAGUUAGGUCAUAACAAUUUUUUUAGUGUUUCAAUUGACACGACAUUUGAUAGCUCUAGAAGAGAACAGCUAGCAUUUAUAGUUCGUUAUGUUUGUACAAAUGAACAUUCUCCAGUCAUACGAGAACGGUUAUUAGGGCUUAGAGAAACAUCUAUGACUACUGGUCGACAAUUAUUUUCCGUAUUUCAAGAAUUAUGCAUAGAAAAUGAUUUGAAUUGGAAAUUACUACUGGUUGGUCAAUCUUAUGACGGAGCCAGCAAUAUGCGUGGUGAAUAUGAAGGACUACAAGCUUUUAUCAGAGAAAUAAACCCAUCAGCAAUUUAUACUUGGUGCUAUGCACAUAGACUUAGUUUGGUUGUUGUUCAAAUGUCAAGUUGUUCAGCUAAUGCAGUUGAUACAUUUGGGAAUCUAGAGCAGUUGUACUCGUUGAUUUCAACAAGUAAAAAGCGCGUAGCAAUAUAUGAAAAUAUGCAAAAAGAAAAAAAUCCUAAAGAGAGAGUGCAUAGACUUAAAAGAGUAGAAACUACUCGUUGGAUGUCAUACUCAUCAGCUUUGAAUACAGUAUUAUUAACAUACGACAUAGUCAUUAAUACAUUAGAACAGAUCAAAAUGAUUGAAAAUUCAGACUUUAAAGCAAGAUCUAAAGCUACGGGCUUAAUGGAUUUUUUUUUGUCUGAAAGAUUUAUUUUGACAGCAAUCUGUUAUAAAAAAUUAUUUAAUAUUUUAGACCCAGUGACAAAAAUUUUUCAAAGUCAAGAUAUUGAUUUAUUAGGUGCAGUAAAUAGUCUUCGAUCAGUUUCUAGCAGCCUUAAAAUCUUAAGAUCUGAUGAUGCAUUUAACAAUUUGUAUAAUGAAGCAAUUACAUAUAUGAACAAAUCGGAAUUUACAUUUACUCCAUUGCCCAUGCAGCGCAGUAGAAAGAAAAAGUUAUUAUCUGGAGAAACAACUGAAGACCAUACGUUUAUUGACCCAAAAUUACAGUUUAAAAUUAAAACGUACUUAAUCGCAAUUGAUUCAGCCAUUUCUUGUAUUGAAGACCGCUUCCAUUCAAAGUCUCAAGAAUUAUUGAAAGAUAUUUCAUUAUUUUCUGUUUCUGUGUUGAAAAAAACAAAAUCUGACCCUAACACAUUACCAGAUGAUGCAUUUAAUAAAUUUUGUGAUCUGUACAACAAAUUUAUUAAUCAUAAAGAUUUAAAAAAAGAAUACAUUCAAUUUUCAAAAUUAUUUUCUCAUUUUGAAUCUGCUAUGAUAGGCUCUCAAUAUAUUCAUCCUAGUUCUAGAGCAAAUGAUGAUGAAGAAAACUCUUCAGAUUUUGUAGAUAGUGAUGAUCAAGAAGUAGAAGAAAGUACUGUUGGUUUAAAUAAAAAGAAUAACCAAAAUUUGGGAACACUUCUUCAUGUAUUUAAGGUAAGUGCGUCCAAAGCCUUUAUUCGUCCAGCCAGAAAUCGUCAAAAUCUUCAUGUAGCUAUAAACAGCCAAGUAACAAGAAUAAUUAUUGAUCCUAAAACUAAGAAAGCAAUUGGAGUGGAGUUCAUUAAAAAGGGAAAAUAUAGAACAGUUUAUGCUAAAAAAGAAGUAAUUUUAUCUGCUGGACCCAUCAAUUCACCACAAUUACUAAUGUUGUCUGGUAUUGGACCAAAAGAGCACUUAAAGAAUCAUGGUAUACCAGUUAUCCAGGAUUUACCAGUUGGAAAAACUUUAAUUGAUCACUAUGGCACAUUGGCUUUAAAAUUUGAAAUAAAUCAAACUGGACCAGUACUGACGAAAGAGACAUUAUCAGACAAGCAUUUAUUUGAAGAAUGGUACAAAUAUGGUCGAGGACCAUUAACAGCACCAGCAGGAGCAGAUGGCUUAGGUUUUGUAAGGGCACCAUCUGGAAAAGAAAUUGAAUUGAUAUUUGGUCCCAUAUCAGAUGAACCAAAUGCGUUUUUAAUCGCUACUCUGCUAUUACAACCAGACGCUCGUGGAAGUGUAACUUUGAAAAGCAAUAACCCAUUAGAUCCACCCCUUAUGUCCUAUGGUUAUUAUGAUAACAAUACUACUGAUUUAGAAGACAAUGUUUUUGCACUUAAAUACGCAGUGAAAUUAGUAGAAGAAACACAGGCUUUUAAAGAUGUCGCAGGAAAACUAAGCCCAAUACCGUAUCCAAAAUGUGAAAACCUACCAUUUAAAUCAGAUGAUUAUUGGGCUUGUCUAUCAAAACACCAGACAAAUACCUGGCAUCAUCAAUGUAGUACCUGCAGGAUGGGGGAUGUUGUCAAUAACAAGUUACAAGUAAUUGGAAUUCAAGGUUUAAGAGUAGUGGACUCUUCAGUAUUUCCGCAUAUUCCGCAUGGACAUACUUAUGUUCCAACUUUAAUGGUUGGUGAAAAGGGGGCAGAUAUGAUUCGAAACUUUUGGUCAAAGUAAUUUAUUAGUAUAAAGUAUUUUUUUGCACUAAAAAAUGAUAAUUAUUUAUUAUGUUUAAUAUUAUAAUAUUUUUUAUUUAUUCUUAUAUAUAUUGUAUUCUAAUUUUCGAACUAGCUAAAUAUUUAGGUGUUUGAAAAAGUUAUAUACCUAAUACCUAGUUGUUUUUGAAAAAAAAAUAAAAUAUAUUUAGUAAUAUGUAAAUAAUAAUUUCGUAUUUUACACCAAAAUUAUUUUAAAUAAUAGUAGAGAAGUAACAAAUAAGUAACCACUCUACUUUAUUCUAGAAGUCAAGUUUAUUUUAGGUGUUUUGUUAUGAUAGUCAUUUUUUUUUACAUUAUUAGUACCUAUUACGGUAGGAUAUAUGAUUUUUUUUUUGUCGAAAACAUUGUCUUUAUUAUAAUUAUUCACAUGUAAUUAUUUUCAUUUCUAUUAUUGUUAUAUUACUGAAUCAAAGUUAACUAAUCGUAGAAAUAUACGCUACGUUUGUUUUUUCACGUUUUAAAUAGUACAAUGAUAUCAUAAAACUAAUUCAAAUGUUUUGAAAAAGCCAUUGUUUAUAUUAUUAUAAAAUAAUGUACCUAAUGUAUGUUAAUGUUUAAAAUAUCCAUACAAAAAUAUUUUUAAAUUACAACAUAAUAAUUAAAAUUAUUGAUAAAUUAACAUCUUUACGCGCCACUUCUUAAAAAAAGUGUGUGUUAAAAAAUGGGUCUAGCGAGUGAGUUGGUAUAAAUUCGAUGUCACGAAAAACUGUAACGGAAGUUUAAUGGUUGCCCAUCAAUAAUUUAUAACAAUAUAAUAUAUUUUUAAUACAAUUUUAUAUUAUAUAUCCAGAGAGUGCUACACAGCGGCAAAGAAAUCGGCGAGCUCAUAUUAGAUGUUAACACAUCAAUAUUGAGAGUCAAAUACAAACUCUGACACACACAUUUUUUUUUUUUUUU